Osmia lignaria (orchard mason bee) is the source of this 2047-nucleotide messenger RNA. Its product is annotated as MAPK regulated corepressor interacting protein 2. The record is from RefSeq and is a predicted model, not a curated record. Lineage: Eukaryota; Metazoa; Arthropoda; Insecta; Hymenoptera; Megachilidae.
GAGCUAUUAUUGUUGACAGUUCUCGGAGAAAGCUUCUUGCAGCUGUUGCGAGAAACAAACGCUUUCUUCGCGCAGCUACUCGACUGUUUAUUUUCCCCGGAGCAUUUAUACUUGCGCUUGUGGAAAUUGAGUAGAAAUUUCCUUGAGAGUAGCGAUUUUCACGGAAUUCCGGUGUUAAAGGGGCUGGACGCAGAACGAAGAAAAUGAGCGGUCGAUCACAAAUGACGGCGAUGAAUGGGAAGAGACCAUCCUCUAUCCCAUCGCGACAUCAAUCAGAAACCGUAGCUCAACAUUUUGAUUUAAUUAAGUAUAUUUAUGAUUCAUGGAACACAGUAUCCAGAGAAUUGGAUAUGUGUCAUAAUCAACCACAUAGUAAUUCUUCUAAUUAUAGAAAUGGAGCAUCUGUUACAUACUAUCAAGAACGAGAACCUAAUCCACAACUCAAGGAUUUUGAACCUUUCAACCUUGAAGCCUGGUGGGGACAACGAGUUGUUCAAAGUAUUACUAGGAAUGCAAAUUCCUAGUGCCAGGCUCAUCGUAUUGAUUAUAAUCGAACAUUCUCAAAUAGGCAUAAGAAACAGAAAAGAUAAAUUCAGAGCUGCCGGAGAAGAAACUUUUUCCAUUUCUAGAAACAAUUAAUUGUAUACUCAAACACAAAUAACGAGAGGAGGUAUAGGUAUAGGUAUAAAUAAGUAUCUAGCAAUCAAUUUUGAAUCUUUUUGAUAACAAAGUAGGAUAUUAGCAAAUAAUCAAAGAAUAUGAAUGAGAAAAGAAAGGGAAAGAGCAGGGUUUUGAAAUGGCAUUCCUCUGAUGUGUUAUCAUAUUUUAAUAUAAUAUUGCCUUUUCCUGGAUCUUUUUACUCGUCGCGUUUUUAAAAGUAUUUUACUCGGAUGAUUGGAUACAAGCCUGUUUCUGACAUUGUCUUUUUACGAUUUGAGAAUCAACGCAUAAAUAUUAAGAUAUAUAGUGCAUGCCGAAGCUAUUUAUUUUAUUUGCCAAAAAGCAAACGUAAUUGUAAGAGAUAGUUUGUUACAAAUGAAAAUUUUUUCGUUGUUACUUAACGGUAAACUUAGUAUAAUUAUUGAUCUUUUUAUCUAUUUGUAAUUAAAACUUGAAUACGGAAUGACGAACGGAGGAAAUUAUGGAUAAAAAGAAAAGUUCCAUCUAUUUCGAUCGAAGGAAUUAUACCAGAGACAAGCUGAGCAUUUACCACUUAAAGUUUAUGCAUAUGCGUAUUUUUCCAGAGAUUGCAUUUCACAUUUUUAAUAAAAAUUUUCCAAUUUACACAAAUGUAACGAGAUCGCACUUCAAUGUAAAAAGAUAAGUACGUUCUGAGAAUAUCUAAAAGAAAGUUAAUUCACGUACAAUAAUGUAGUAAAACGCACCUAUAUCUUUGGCAACAAACGAGAAUGUUUAACUUUUACUCAAAAUAGUGUGAUAUAUACAUAUAAUAUAUUACAGUUUUAAAUAUGAUUAAACAUUAGCUAUGUACAUUUAUUAUAUAUGUAUGUAUGUAAUGUACAACCGUGCGUGUAUAACUAUCUGUAAGAUUCACCUCGUAACACAUUUUUUAACGACUAACGUUUUUCUAAACACGUGACAUCUUUACUAAUUGCUGCUAGCGGUAUUUUUUUAUGUACAAUUCAAUACUAUGAGUAUUACUACGGUUAUGAUAAACCUACUUCGAUACUGUUACGUGUUACGAACAUUGUUGUAAUAUUAGGAAUUCGUGCACCUCGAAGAACGAUAGGCAUUGUUGUGCACAGCGUUAUUGAGUCAGUAUCUUGAUAUAAUCAAAUAUUUCACUAUUGUCACAGAAUUGUGAAUCUUUACUAAUCAUGAUUUGUGCUUGACUUAAUGCGUUAGAUUUUAAAGUCCUGACCGUUCGUUCCAGGUUCCAGAGACUUCUCUCUAUCGCACGUUUUUCACUAUUGAGCAUCUAUAUUUGAUUAAAUAAAAUCUACAUUUUGUACCGGUCAUGAUGAUAAAAAUCAAUGUACUUUUCUCAAUUGUAUUGUAUGAAAUAUAAUAUAAGUAUAUAGACCAA